CUCUCAAUCAAUUGGAAAGCUACGGAAAUUAGCUCUUUCAGUUUGAGCUUAGUCCAUGGCGCUCAAAUCCGGUGUGUUCGCUUGCCUCAUCCUUGCAUCGAGCUUGAGCUGCACCGACAGCGUGACUACGACUUCAGAGCCAGACCAAAACAUGCUGAACGUCCAGAUUGAGAAGCUGCAAGCAUGGAAUUUCAGCAAGUAUAUGCCAAGUGUGCAGUGCGACAAAGACCUGCGGUCAUGGAAGGGCUCCCACUCUCAGAGGAGGAGUAUGUGGUGCUUGCAGAGCGGGCUCUGAAGAUUUGGUACGCUGCGAUUUUGGCGCAGCCCAUGAAGAAUUAUACUCCCACUGCAGAGCUGGACCUUGUGUGGCAUUGCCAUAUUUUGGACAUGCACAACUACGCCGGCUUCCUGCAACAGCUGGGGAUAAAAAUUGGGCAUGUGCCAUUUUCGGUGAGGAAACAAACGAUCUGGCACAGUAUCAGCCUGAGAGCAUCUUGAAUGCGGUGUCAAAUUUUUCGGAUACCAAGCUUUUGAAUACCUUCUUCUCGACAAGCGAGACCGAACGCGGCCACAAUUGCGGUUCUGCUGGGGACUGCAAGAUUGGAGGUUGAGCAUGCAUGAUGACUUGCAAAAUAGUUCUUUGCUUCGCCAACAACAGGGCGACUUACAAAGCAGUGCUUGCUUCGCCAACAGGGCGACUUACAAAGCACGUGCUUGCUUCGCCAGCAGGGCGACUUUUGCAAAACA
This is a messenger RNA of Cladocopium goreaui, 747 nucleotides long. The record is from the annotation of a GenBank genome assembly. Lineage: Eukaryota; Dinophyceae; Suessiales; Symbiodiniaceae.